Effrenium voratum is the source of this 1809-nucleotide messenger RNA. The record is from the annotation of a GenBank genome assembly. NCBI's taxonomy places the organism in Eukaryota, Dinophyceae, Suessiales, Symbiodiniaceae.
AUGGCGCCGAAGUGGGAGUGCAGCAAAUGCCUCGAGGACAACAGCGACUCAGAGGAGCUUUGCCAGUGGUGCGAUACUGUUCGGGACGAGGCAGACCCCCUGCGUCGGGACAAGUGUGAGAGGCCAAAGCAGCCACCCAAGGAUGAGAGGCGCAAGCAGCCGCCCAAGGAUGCGAGGCCACAGCCGCCUAAGGAUGAGAGGCCACAGCAGCCGCCAAAAGUUGAGAGGCCAAAGCAGCUGCAAGAGGAUGAGAGGGAGAGGGAGAGGAUCGAGCAGGCGGAGCAGGAGCAGGAGCUCGAGGAGAUGUGGGCACGCCGCCGUGUGCGGCUGAUGCAGGAGCUGGCGCAGGUGGACGGCUACGGCCCAGAGCAGCGGCGGAGCCGCCUGAGGGCGCUGCAGCUGGAGCUGCAUCCGGACAAGCACCGGGGAGGAGACCAGCGCUUCGCGCAGGAAAUGUUUCUGCUGGUGCAGGGCCGCUGGGAGGAGGAUGAGCGGGCGCGGAAGCGGCGUAUGGAGGCGCAGCAGCAGGAGGCCGAGGCUUUGGCGCGCCAGGAGGAGGCGCUGAGGCGGCGCCAGGAGGCCCAGCGGGCAGCCAAGGCGCGGGAGGAGGCGCUGCAGCGCCAGAAGGAGGUGGAGGAGGCGGAGCAGAAGUCGCGCUGGGAGGCUGCGAAGGCGAAGGCGGAGGCGGAGCUGCAGCGGGAGGAGGAGCAGAGCCCGGAGCAGGGAUGCCAGGAGGAAGGGGUCCAGCUUGAUGAAGAGGAGGAGCAGGAGAUCACGUUGCAGGAUAUCAAGGACGAGCAGCUCCGCAUCGACGAGGCCCGGGCCCGCCUGGCGGAGAGCCUGCGGGAGGAGCUGCAGGCGAGGCACCGCGAGGACGAGCCGAUGCAGGUGAACAUCAGUGACAUCCAGGGCCCCCUGCGCAGCAUCUGGGCCGAGAGGCGGUGGCUGGUGGCAGACCUGAAGAAGCAGCUGGAGAAGAGCGAGAAGCUGCCAGCCCUGCGGCAACGCUUGCUGCUGGGCGACCAAGAUGUGGACGACUUGCAGUCGCUGUGGGACCUGGCGGGGGGAAACGCCCUGAAUCUGGUGCUGGUGGUGUGCAUGGACAAGCACUGCAAGAUUGAGCCCUUCAUGGCUGCCUUCUCUGGGAGUUGGCGCAUCUUGCAGUCCGCGGCGGCGCCCAUCCGCGCAAACUCAAAGAUCCUCAAGCUGGCCUUGAGCCAAGACUGGCGGGCACUCUCCUCCGCCUCCCCGGCCCUGCGCGCGGAUUACGCCAUGGCCAGGCGGGCGGUGCGGUGCAGCGGCCUGGCCCUGGAGAUCCUGCCGCUGGAGAUGCGGAACGACCGGGCGCUGGUGCUGCAGGCGGUGCAGCAGACCUGGAAGGCGCUGAAGUUCGCCUCGCUGAGGCUUCGGGGGGACAAGGAGGUGGUGCUCGAGGCGCUGCGUCAGGACGCUGCGUGCCUGGACUUCGCGGCGCAGAAGCUGCGGAAGGACAAGGCGCUGAUGCUGCGGGCGGUGCGCUGCGAGGGCAUGGCCCUGAGGUUCUGCUCCGCGGAGCUGCGGGGCGACUUGGAGGUGGUGGUUGAAGCCCUGAAGCAGAACGACAAGGCCAUCGUGCACGCGGCGCCAGAGGCCCGCAGUGACCCGAAACUCCACGCGGCCAUGCGGGGCAACUCGGAGGUGUUGAGGUUCCUGGGCUUUGAUAGCAAUGACCGGGUGAACACGGAGCAGCAGCUCUUUGACACCUACAUGGGCUCCUGGACCUCUCCCUACGACGCCGAGUCCAUCGCUGCGGCCCUGCGCCGGCGCUGA